Molecule: messenger RNA, 2697 nt
Organism: Venustampulla echinocandica
Lineage: Eukaryota; Fungi; Ascomycota; Leotiomycetes; Helotiales; Pleuroascaceae
Product: Carbamate kinase-like protein
Exons: 2
Coding region: 1-2697 (898 amino acids)
Biological process (GO): L-arginine biosynthetic process
Cellular component (GO): cytoplasm; mitochondrion; mitochondrial matrix
Molecular function (GO): NADP+ binding; L-glutamate N-acetyltransferase activity, acting on acetyl-CoA as donor; NAD binding
Source: RefSeq, a predicted model, not a curated record
AUGCUAGCCCUUCGUUCCACGGCCGGGGCAGUGGCCAGAAGAGCCCGUACCACCGCCGGUCGCUUUCCCUCAUCUUCUGCCCGCACACUGCCAAAGGCUGCUGCUUCUGUAGCUCUCACGCAUAGACGGGCUUAUUCAACUCCUUCUACAGACAACUUCCAUACGCGGUCAACAGUUGUCCAGCUGCUCAGCAACAUAGGGUCGAAGCGGGAGGUUCAACAAUACCUAUCCCACUUCACAUCCGUUUCCUCUCAACAGUUCGCCGUCAUUAAAGUUGGCGGAGCUAUUAUUACCGAGCAUCUCGAAUCCCUCACUUCUGCUCUCGCCUUCCUUAACCAUGUCGGACUCUUCCCUGUCGUCGUACAUGGUGCUGGCCCACAACUCAACAAACUUCUAGAGGAUGCAGGCGUUGAGCCCCAAUUCGAGGAGGGAAUCAGGGUUACAGAUGGCAAAACCUUAGCAGUGGCGAGGAAGCUCUUCCUGGAGGAGAACCUGAAACUAGUAGAGAAGUUGGAGGAGAUGGGUGUUCGGGCCCGGCCAAUUACAUCAGGUGUUUUCAGUGCAGACUAUCUGGAUAAGGAGAAAUAUAAUCUGGUUGGCAAGAUCAAUCAGGUCAACAAGGACCCAAUCCAGGCUGCGAUUAAUGCAGGGUGUUUGCCGAUCCUGACAUCAAUGGCAGAGACGCCUGAUGGCCAGGUCCUGAAUGUCAACGCAGACGUUGCGGCAGGAGAGCUUGCGCGUGCACUUCAGCCACUCAAGAUUGUCUACCUUUCUGAGAAGGGCGGCCUGUUCAACGCCGACACCAAUGAAAAAAUCUCUGCCAUCAACCUGGAUGAGGAAUAUGAGACUUUGAUGUCGCAAUGGUGGUGCAGAUAUGGCACAAGAUUAAAGAUCAAGGAGAUCAAAGACCUACUCGAUGGACUCCCAAGAACAACCAGUGUGGCCAUCAUCCACCCGGCAGAUCUCCAGAAGGAACUGUUUACCGAUAGUGGUGCGGGAACACUUAUUCGACGAGGGAACAAGCUGUCGACUGCUUCGACCAUCUCCGACUUUGAGGACCUGCAGAAGCUCAAGGAUGUCCUUGUUAGAGACCGCGAGGGCUUAGAUGCUAGAGCGACCGUUGACAGAUAUGUGGAAGGCCUGAAGUCACGGGAAUUCAAGGCAUACUUUGACGAGCCUCUAGAUGCCCUAGCCAUUGUUCUGCCUCCUUCGUCAUCAUCAUCCCUUGCCAACCUAGCUGCUUUCACAAUUACCAAGUCUGGCUGGCUUACAAAUGUUGCCGAUAACGUCUUUGCAUCAAUCAAGAAGGACCACCCAAAACUCGUCUGGACUGUCAAGGAGGACGACGAAAAUCUGACUUGGUUCUUUGACAAGGCUGAUGGCAGCCUUUCAAAAGAUGGCGAGGUCAUGUUCUGGUAUGGGAUCGAAAACGGUGAUGAAGUCAAGGAGCUAAUGACUGAGUUCACGAGACACGGCCGGUCAAUGCUUGGCGAUGCCAAUCUUGAGGCACGACUUCACCGUGCUGCCCAGGCGGCAUCCAAUGGACUGAGUGCUUCGGCGAAGCAACAUAAUGCACCAAAGACGCAACAGGCACGAGCCUUCUCUACCUCUACACGCCGCCCAGUUUCAAAGAGCUCGCAGAGAAUUAUUUCCCGGCAAUUUGCUUCAUCAUCGCGUGGCUAUGCAACUACUACCAAUCCCAAUCCUCCUUUUGGCCAGAAGAACUCCUCAAAUACCCAGCCAGCAAAGGUUGCCUUGAUCGGUGCCCGAGGAUACACCGGACAAGCUCUCAUCAGCCUCCUUAACUCUCACCCGAACAUGGACCUCCGCCAUGUAUCGUCGCGUGAGCUUGCAGGCCAAAAGCUCAAGGGCUAUGACAAGCGGGACAUCACGUACGAGAACCUCACACCUGAAGAUGUCCGUCGCAUGGAAGACAAGGGCGAGAUUGACUGCUGGGUUAUGGCGCUCCCCAACGGCGUCUGCAAGCCUUUCGUCGAUGCCGUUGAAGCAGGCAACGGCAAGCAAAACAGCGUGAUUGUUGAUCUCUCGGCCGACUAUCGAUUCGACAGUAAAUGGACCUAUGGUCUUCCAGAACUUGUCACCAGAUCUGAUAUUGCAAAAGCCACUCGCAUCUCCAACCCAGGAUGCUAUGCUACUGCCGCACAACUUGGCAUCGCGCCUCUAGUACCGUUCCUUUCCGGACAGCCUACUAUUUUCGGAGUAUCUGGUUACUCUGGGGCGGGAACCAAGCCAAGUCCUAAGAAUGAUAUUGAGAAUCUUAAGAACAACAUCAUCCCCUACAGCUUGACAGACCACAUCCACGAGCGUGAGAUCAGCACCCAACUUGGUGCCGAAGUAGCGUUCAUCCCCCACGUUGCCGUGUGGUUCCAAGGCAUCCAUCACACCAUCAGCAUCCCAUUGAAGGAGACCAUGACAAGUAGAGAUAUUCGUCAGCUAUACCAAGAGCGGUAUGCAGGCGAGAAGCUGGUGAAGAUCUCUGGUGAGCCCCCGAGCGUGAAGAAUAUUAGUGGCAAGCACGGCGUCGAGAUUGGUGGAUUUGGAGUGCAUAGCAGCGGGAAGAGAGUAGUGGUAUGUGCUACCAUCGACAAUCUGCUGAAGGGUGCAGCAACACAAUGUUUGCAAAAUAUGAAUCUCUCACUUGGAUUUGCUGAGUACGAGGGAAUCCCGCUAGACUAG